CCAAAUUGAACGACAACAAAUUGAAAAAGAAUUUUCAAAACUUAAAGAUCGACUUGAAACAGCAGUUACUCAAGUAACAAAUUUUCAAACUAAUGGCACACAAAUCUUACGAACAUUAUUUUCUGAAUCUCGUCAAAUAGAUGAACAAUUAUCUGGGCUUAUAUCUCAAUGUUUAGCAUCACUUUGUCGUUCUCGAACAAUAGUUAAUUCAAAAAUAAAUGAAUUUUUACAAAAAUCCGAACAUAUUCAAUCUGAAUUAACUGAUCGACAAAUCUUAAUACAUAAUACACAAUCAUCAAUAAAAUUAAUGCUUGAAUUAGUUAAUACACUUAAUGAAUUAAAUAUUGAAAAUUCACAAGAUAUAACAAUAGCUAUAUCAGAUUUUGAAAAACGAUAUCAAGAAUUUACUGAUCUUUCACAAACAACAAAAUAUACUUUGGAUAUUGAUAAAGAAAUGAAUGAAAUUCGUUUAUUAGAAAAUGAAAAAAUUCGAUUAGAAAAAGAAUUAUUAGAAGAAACUAUAUUACUUGAAAAUAUUUCUACUAUCCUAGGAAAAUCAAUUAUUAUUUAG
This is a messenger RNA of Rotaria sp. Silwood2, 571 nucleotides long. NCBI's taxonomy places the organism in Eukaryota, Metazoa, Rotifera, Eurotatoria, Philodinida, Philodinidae. The record is from the annotation of a GenBank genome assembly.